Clupea harengus (Atlantic herring) is the source of this 7553-nucleotide messenger RNA. RefSeq names its product glutamate ionotropic receptor kainate type subunit 3 (gene grik3). The record is from RefSeq and is a predicted model, not a curated record. Gene Ontology annotation, biological process: monoatomic ion transport. Gene Ontology annotation, molecular function: ligand-gated monoatomic ion channel activity; signaling receptor activity. Lineage: Eukaryota; Metazoa; Chordata; Actinopteri; Clupeiformes; Clupeidae. Gene Ontology annotation, cellular component: membrane.
CGGGGAAUGGUACCGCAGGCUCAGUCCUCCUCCACAUUUGCACGGGAUUCCAGCCCGGUUGUUGCGGUGCCCGAGCCAGCCGACAGAUAGCAUCAGCGGUAGGAGGGGAUACAGGGACUCCUGCAGGCUAAUUGUAGCAGCCAGCGUUCGCAGGUGUAACACUGAUCCUUGUGUGCGAGGAGCCGGGGCUUUUUUUUAUCAGCUAACCGAUUUGAGACUUGAGAGUGAAAAAAAUAGAAAACUAGGAAAAUGUUGCACCAAGUACAAUGAGAGCAGAUUUGUCGCAGACAUACAAGUCUACAUAUGACUCCUACCAACACAUUUGAUGAGCAAUUCUGAAACGUCUUUGGAUUCUUAAAAAAAGUGGAUCCCACUACUUCACAAUCAUGAGAAAUAUUUGGUUGUCACCCAGGAGUGCGAUUUUGGAAUACUGGACAACGUUCAUUGUGUGUCUUUUUUGGAUUCAGUGUUCAUUCGGGAUGCCUCAUGUCAUACGAAUAGGGGGGAUUUUCGAGCAAACGGAGGGUUCCCCCAGUGCCCCAGUGAGUUCAGAGGAGCUGGCCUUUAAGUUCGCCGUCAAUAACAUCAAUAGGAACAGGACGUUACUUCCAAACACAACGUUAACAUAUGACAUCCAGAGGAUAAACAUCUACGACAGUUUCGAGGCGUCCAGAAAAGCCUGUGACCAGCUCUCUCUCGGUGUGGUGGCCAUCUUUGGCCCAUCACACAGCUCAUCCUCCAACGCGGUGCAGUCCAUCUGCAAUGCUCUGGAGGUGCCGCACAUCCAGGUGCGAUGGAAGCACCACCCCAUGGACAACCGGGACAGCUUCUACGCCAACCUGUACCCGGACUACUCCUCGCUCAGCUACGCCAUCCUGGACCUGGUGCAGUUCCUCAAGUGGAAGACGGCCACCGUGGUGUACGACGACAGCACAGGCCUCAUUAGACUACAGGAGCUGAUAAUGGCCCCGUCCAGGUACAACAUCCGGCUGAAGAUCCGCCAGCUACCAAUGGACUCCACCGACACGCGGCCGCUGCUGAAGGAAAUGAAGAGAGGCCGCGAGUUCCGCAUCAUUUUCGACUGCAGCUAUGCCAUGGCCGCCCAGAUCUUAAAGCAGGCUCAGAUGAUGGGAAUGAUGACAGAGUACUACCACUACAUCUUCACCACUCUGGAUCUCAUGGCCAUUGACUUGGAGCCUUACCGCUUCUGCGGGGUGAACAUGACGGGCUUCCGCAUCCUGAACGUGGACAACCCCCAGGUGACCUCCAUCGUGGAGAAGUGGUCUCAGGAGAAGCAGAUCCCCCCCAAGCCAGACUCGGGCCUUCUGGAGGGCGUCAUGACGACAGACGCUGCUCUGACGUACGACGCGGUCCACAUCGUGUCGGUGUCGUACCAGCAUUCGCCGCAGAUGACCGUCAACUCGCUACAAUGCCACCGCCACAAGCCCUGGAGGUUUGGUGGCCGCUUCAUGGACUUCAUCAAGGAGUCACACUGGGAUGGCCUAACUGGGCGAUUGAGCUUUAACAAAAGCAGCGGCCUGCGCACUGACUUUGACCUGGACAUCGUCAGCCUGAAGGAGGAGGGACUAGAGAAGGUGGGCAAAUGGAGUGCAUCAGGGGGGCUUAACAUCACAGAGGUCCCCAGGCGGAAUGGGAUGAACAUCACAGACUCGCUCUCCAACCGCUCGCUGGUCAUCACCACCAUCCUGGAGGAGCCAUACGUCAUGCUUAAGAAGUCUGACAGGGCGCUCGUUGGCAACGACCGGUUCGAGGGCUUCUGCAUCGACCUGCUCAAGGAGCUGGCUAGCAUCCUGGGCUUCACCUACGAGAUCCGCCUGGUGCCGGACGGGAAGUACGGCUCGCAGGACGACAAGAGCCAGUGGAACGGCCUGAUCCGAGAACUAAUGGAGCACAAAGCUGACCUGGCCGUGGCCCCUCUCACCAUCACCUACCUGCGAGAAAAAGUCGUCGAUUUCUCCAAGCCUUUCCUCAAUAUGGGCAUCAGCAUCCUUUACCGCAAGCCCAACAACACCAACAACGGCUUCUUCUCCUUCCUCAACCCCAUGACCCCCGACAUCUGGGUCUAUAUCUUGCUGGCGUACCUGGGAGUGAGCUGUGUCUUAUUCGUCAUCGCAAGGUUCAGCCCGUAUGAAUGGUACGAUGCCCACCCCUGCAAUCCUGGUUCUGAUGUGGUGGAGAACAACUUCACCUUACUCAACAGCUUCUGGUUCGGUGUGGGCUCCCUCAUGCAGCAAGGCUCAGAGCUGAUGCCCAAGGCCCUUUCCACCAGGAUCAUUGGUGGCAUCUGGUGGUUCUUCACCCUCAUCAUCAUCUCCUCCUACACGGCCAACCUGGCCGCCUUCCUCACCGUGGAGAGGAUGGACUCGCCCGUGGACUCGGCCGACGACCUGGCCAAGCAAACCAAGAUCGAGUACGGCGUUGUGCGGGAUGGAGCCACCAUGACUUUCUUUAAGAGAUCCCGGGUGUCAACCUUCGAGAAGAUGUGGGCGUUUAUGAGCAGCAGGCAGAGCACCUCGCUGGUCAAGUCUAUUGAGGACGGCAUCCAGCGGGUCCUGAAGUCCGACUACGCCCUUCUCAUGGAGUCCACCACCAUAGACUACGUCACACGCAGGAACUGCAACCUCACCAACGUGGGAGGCAUCAUUGACAGCAAAGGUUAUGGCAUUGGCACACCCAAGGGCUCACCGUACCGGGACAAAGUGAGCAUCGCCAUCCUGAGCAUCAUGGAGGAUGGGCGUCUGCACGUGAUGAAAGAGAAGUGGUGGAACGGAGACAAUUGUCAGGAGGAGCCCCGCUACGAGGCCGGGCCCAUGAGCAUCCAGAACCUGGGCGGCAUCUUCAUCGUGUUGGCCUCGGGCCUGGUGCUGUCCGUCUUUGUGGCCAUUGGCGAGUUCAUCUACAAGCUCAGGAAGACUUCAGAAAGGGAGCAGGUCUUUCUGCAAUGCGGCGGUGGACGAGAUCAGACUGUCGUUCACUUGCGAGACACGCAGGCACAAGCCUCACCAGCCCCUGGCCUCCUUGCACCCGCUGUCUCCCCCGCCAUCGUCGCUACCGCCACUCACGGUGAAGACGGACGCGGUGAUCAACAUGCACACCUACAACGACCGUCGCCUGCCGGGAAAGGACAGCCUGAGCUGCCACGUCGGGAUGACGCCCGUGUUUCCAUGACCUGCCUGGGCGACGGCCACCUGCGGCACGUGCCGGGAGCGGCCGCCGGCGACUGCAGGGACUACGGCCCACUGCCGGAGGGCUUCGCCACCUACACACUUAGCCGCAGAGACCUACGCAACCCGACGACGACAAUGACGACGACGAUGCACGCCAACCAGAACGGCGGCAGCGGCAGCGCGGCCACCGUCAACAAUGCCGGCAACACCGACCACAUCCUAAAGUCACUCUACCCCACCCGAGAGAGAGAGGGAGGACGCUCCGUGUCCUUCCUGUGACAGCGGAAUGUUUGAGGGAAACGGCUACAUUAACUUUAAACGAAAACAAAUCGGACCACAAAAAACAAACAAAUACCAACAUAAAAACAAUCUACAACCAAUGUCCAAUGUUUACUUGUGAGACACACUCUGGUGACCAACACAACCAUCAAGUAAUCACUGAAUUAAAAGGAGCCCUAAUGUCAAACUAGUAUAAAAGAAUAUUUUAAAAAGGGACACAGAGACAUUUCAUUCAAUUUGUGGAAUACAGACAGACAAGUGGCUUCUGUAAGCAUGGCAAUAAAUGAACUAGAGACUGACAGAAGGGGGUUAACGUUUUGUUGGGAGAUUGAAGAUGCCAAACACAGCACAUCCGAUACUUUCCAAUCCGUGCGUUGGGUGUUUUUCACUUUUGUUUAAAAAAAUACAAGCAAACACUCACUGCAAUCCUGUGAAGGUGGUGAAGCCCUAUGUGGUCCUGUGACAUGGACAGACAGAACUUCCAACUCUGUGCAAGAGGCUGAGGUCUGAGAGCUCAGCUGUGACAGACAGACAGACAGACAGACAGACGGGCAUAGAUAGGCCACCUGGGAAGUCAAGUCUCCUAAGCGAUGUUUGCUACUGCCCCCCCCCCCGGAUCAACUAUACGGCCCAGAGAACUCGGCCCAGGAUGUCCUCCAGAUGAGAAAAAGGAAUGCACAAGAUAAACAGGGUUGACAUUUCACAAGCCAACACAAUAAAGCAAGUUAGGGGAUUUUUAGAGACUUAUUUCAUACCCAGAAAUGAGAUGUGAGUUGUGUGUGUUUUGCUCCCCCUUGUACUUUAGUCAGGGUCGAAAGUAAUUCUGAUUUAUUUUGUGCUUUGCUACAUGGUGUGCAGGUAGGCAUUUACACACGCAUACGCUGAACAAAAACAGAGGACAUGAUGAACACGAGCAAGAGAGCGACUCACUGAUUGCCAAAGAUCUGUCUGCGACAUGAUGUCAGACUCAGUCUGAAUUGAAGCAUUGUGAAAGUGCACUGGACAGACAUACCACAAGUCUCUCCAUAGUGUCUGCUUAUUACAUAAUGAACAAACUCACAAACCACAGCCAUAAACAUUAGGAAACAAAAGGUGUCUCUCACUUUAGGUUUUUGUUUUUAAUAAGCAGCUUGACCCCUCACGAGCUGUACCUAAAAGGUCAAAUCAGUCUUGCAUAUGCAUCAGAAAAGUGUAAUGUUUUUCUCAUCUUUUCGUUCCACUGUUAGACAUGUGGCUAUCACUGAUGAGAUGACAGGCUAUCACUACUUUUGAAAAAAAAGAGAAAAAAAAAAAUACGAUCCUCCUGCUUUUUCUUUAGACGUUCGACUGUCACUACAUCUAUAACCACAUACAUUUAAAUCCAACAUCAAUCUCCUAAUUAUCUGAGCGAUGUGUCCCUAUUGGAGCAAACCUGAAAGAAUACAGUGUGAACCAUGUUUACCCAGUCUGCCUUGGGAUCGAUAAAACACCCACAGUCACCAAUAACACUACCCCACUAAGUCCAUGCCACUAAAUCAGUUGAGUGGGCUUGGCAGUCCCAGCUCCUGUGUGCCCUGUGCUGGUACCCCUCUUCACCCUCAGAAGGGCAUCAGAGUUUGGGAGUCCGGCAGCCUUGAGAGGACGAGGGCCAUUUUCAUCAGAGGACAUAUUUUCAUCAACUUUAUGUUCUGAGCACUCUCUCUUUCUCUCUCCCUCCCUCCCUCUCCCUCUCUCUCUCUCUGCCCCACUCUCUUUCUCUCUCCUUCUGUGUGUGUGUGUGUGUGAGAGUGUGUGUCUUUGCCUGGGCUUGUGCCUGUGUCACACGGCCAAAGCACCGGUAUAUGUCCUUGGCGUUUGCACACCAUUUAGCUUAUUCAUUUCACAGUGCUGAUCUGAAAGGUCCGUGGCAGAUUGGGCUGGCCGGCAGAUGCUGCCCCUAGAGUGCUGCAUGGUGCCUGGGGAGGCCCUUCAAUCUAUCAGAGUGGUGGCUGGGAAGACACAGGGCACAGCUGCCAGUGUCAGGUCCAACCCUCCAAGGCCAGGUCCAACCCUGCAAGGCCAGGUCUGAGUGGCUGCUUUCUGUCUGUCUGUCAGCUAUCCAUUUCCCGUUUCUUUCUGCUUUCACCUUAGGCUGUUGCCCAUUCUGAAUUGUCAAGUACAAAGCAUCAAGGAUCCAUAAUCAUGAACGGUGCAUUUCAGUGAGGCGAAGAGAAAGGUCAAAGGGGAACGCGUGGCAAUAGCAGCUGAGGGUAGAGUCAUUCAGCACCAGAACCCAGCCAGAACCCAGCCAGUUCUGGGCCGUGUCCGGAGUCAGAGAUGCUACCUGUGGAGAGGGGAACAGUGCUGACAGACCGAUAGCCACAUGGUAUGUGUACCCUUCAGCAUUGAUGUGUGUGUGUGUGUGUGUGUGUGUGUGUGUUCGUGUGUGUGUGUGAGGAGCAACACGGAUGACGCGUGUGAGAGAAUCACACAAGCUGUUGGUCCAGGCAGCUCUUAAGAACAACAAGCCUCUAUGAGGUCCACACAGUCAAAAGGAAGCGAAUCAAGCAUUGGGUUUUGAUUUCAACAACCCCAUUUUGCCCCCAUUUUACCUUCUGUCACGUAGACAAAUAAAUAACAGAUAUGUCUUGAAUUAAUUUGAGUCAGUGUUUUUUCAAUGGCAUUUCAAGUGUUAUUCAAAUCCUGUGUAAUUUUAAAUCCCUCUUGCAAAGUAGAGUAUAUAUUAGAUGGCAGAAAAAAAGAACUGUAUUUUGGUAAAUUCAACUUUAUAGAGGUAUAUAAUUAACAUUAUAUAUUUUCUUUUUUCGAGUUUAACAUCUCCCUUCCCUUACCCACCUCCAGUCUUUCAUGGUAAUUUUAAGAGAAAAAAUAUAUGUAUAAAUGGGUGUUAAAUACAAUCUCCAGACCAUGACAUACUGUACUGUAACAUGAACUGAAAAUAGGCAAAUGGCAAUGUUGCAUUCUCUAAGGCCUUACCCCAAUCCAGAAGUGAUGGCUUGUAAUCACACUACACAACCUGCUCAUGCAUUGUAAGAUAUAUCGAACUCUAAUGUAGAGAUGGAUUCCCAGAGUAGUAGGUUCCGGUAGAUGAAAAGUGCUUUACAGAAUGAUUCUGAUGAGUCUGUGGAUUUUUAUUUUUUUUUUUUUUUUUUUUUCAGAAUCAACCUAGUGCGUUCAUGCAGUGGGUAAUCGGAUGUUGGAUGAUCUCCUUAUUUAAAAUACAUGUUUGGAGGGGAAAAAAGAAAGUUUUUUUUUUUGGCUUCCCUUCAGAGAACCUUCUGUGAAGUUCUGUGAAACCCCUUACAGAUUCUUCAACCCUUUUAAGUUGCUAGCAGUCACGUAAAGCAACUUUUGGGUUUGAAGUAUGCAAGGCAUUGCAGCAGAAAAGGUUCAUGUGAAGUUAAGCCAAAUAACCAUUAUGGGUACCACGUUGGCCCUUUUACUGUAGUUCAUGAUUAUAUACUUGUCAAGCUCUGGAUUAAUUAUGCUUGCAGUCCUCCCCCAAAUGAACAAAUCUGUUACAUUGUGAGUAGAAUUGCUGAGUUGUUAUCAAAUGUCAUUUUGGGUCUAUUGUAUAUUAAAUGACAGGAAAAAAAAUAUAUAGAAAAUUUAGUUUGGGUAAUAAAAUCAGUCCUAUUUACAAAGCAUAAACAUCUUUUUAUAGCAAUGUGUAUACUGUUUUACAAAAUUGUGUGAAAGAAAUGACAAUUAACCUUUUUUUGCAAAUCCCUUUUCCCAUUUGGUGGUGGUUAUAAAACAAUUGAUAGUAGGAUUCAUCAUUUCAUUUGUUUGGCUACUUGGUUAUAAUUUCACAAGAAUUCAACAACACAGUUCAUACAUUUGGUACUGACCAGAGUUUUCUUUGUGGACAUGCUGAAUUUCUAUGAAUAUAGUUUUUGUAAUGUUUUGUAUGAGCAUUUUGUUUUCCUAGUAGCUGUAUGUGUUCAAAGGUGACCACUAUUAGUAAAAAUACUAUCAAAGUUUAAGUCAAAAAGGCAAUGGACGGAUGACUUGUUUUCUUUUCAACACACUGUGAAUAAUUCAAUUGUACAGAUUACUGUAUGGGUUAUAUGAUUUUAAAAUUUUAAAUAAAAAAAAUGUACAGGA